GGGACCCGUGUCAGAAUAACCACUUGUUAAAAUAAUAGAGGUGAAACAUAAAAGACCUCUUCAAUCAUUGAAGUUUUCGAAGUAUAUUAAAAAGAAUCGUCAACAUGGCGCUGUUAUUAAGGUAAAUGAUAUCAGCUCUGGGAAUUUAUAUAAUUACAAGAAACAUACACGUCAUUUUCUCCUUUCUUAUAUUUUACUUAAUUCUGGAGUAUUUAUUUUGAGAUUUUAUUGCGCUCUCUUAAUAUGUUAAAAAUGCAGCUUGCCUUUUCUGGUGGUGUUGCUAUUCUUUGCUGCUGGCGUAGCAAAAAAAAUCGCAUAAUUUGGCAAAAUGAAGUUUCAAUCCUACGCCUACUCUGAAACUCAAAAGCCCUCGGAUUUCAUUAUUCUUCAAUGUUGUAGCCCAAGCUAAUAAAUAUCAACGCAUAAAAAUUGAUAUCUCUAGUGUUUGAAAAAGGGGAUUUUGCUUGACCUUGUUUAAAGUUUUAACUAUUUUUAUUUUCUCCUCACUCGUGACCUUGACAUUGUACUAUCAAAAGAUCAAUCUCUAUAUUAUUAAUUGUUAUGUAUUAUUAACAUUAGCCUGUAGAAAUUUUGUAACCUUUAACAUUGUAUAGUAUAGGCCUAAAUGAAAGUGAGAGCUUCUUGAAUAAGUUAGUUUCACUUUAAAAAUUAAAAUGUAUAAGCUCAUAGUUUUAUUAAUUAAUUAUAAUUAUAAUUAAUCAGUUAAUCAGGUCUGAACUUUUAAACUUAAAAUUCUAACCAGUAUCAGUGAUCCACAUUAAUACAUUAGUCAAAAUAUUAAUAUGAAAAUGGCUUAUUAUACAAGCCCAAUACCUACGUAAGUUAUGCUGACAAUUUGAAGGCUUUAACUUUACAGGGAAAAUAGUUAUGGCAUUUUGAGUAUUGAGAACAGGCGCUAUGUUUUUAAAUGAAAUUUAAAUAACCUCUGUCAAAUCCCGCGCAUUAAUACAUUAGUCAAAAUAUUAAUAUGGAAAUGGCUUGUUAUAAAAGCCCAAUACCUAAUUAAACUGUGUUGAAAUUAUGAAGGCUUUAACUUUACUUUUACAGAUAAAAAAGUUAUGGCAUUUUGAGUAUUGAGAGCAAGCGCUACGUUUAAUGAAAUUUACGUACCCUCUGUUCGUCAAAUCGCACACAUUAAUAUGUUUAUUGUAGUAUUUGCAUCACAAUGAUUUAUUAUUAAAGACAAAAACUUAAUUGAAAUGCGUUGCAAAUUGAAAUGCGUUGCAAAUUUGAAAGCUUUAACUUUGCUGAAUAAAAAGUUAUCGCAUUUUGAGUGUCAAAGAUGUCUUUUUUUGGUCACAGAAUUUUGGAAAAUAUUUACUAAGGCUAUAUAAGGAAAAAUUAUGACACUAAAAAUGUGAUAACUUUUGUUCUAAUUAAGAUAGAGAGAUAAAAUAGGUAUUAAUGGAAAGGAAAUACUGAGUCCUUUCUAGUGAUAUAAGUUUCAUUAAUAUAUAACAACUUUGACAUUUUUAGUGUAGUAGCUGGUAAUCGGUUCAGUGCCCAAGUUAUUAAGUUAACCAAAUUUAAAUAGUUUAAUGUAAGUGUAUAUUCAAUUCAAAUUGCAAUCGGAUUUCCGAGUAUGACUACUACUACAUCUACGACGACUUCUGCUAUGCGUAAAAAUUACAUUUACACAACUUCAACUAUGAGAAAGGGCUAAUUUGGAGAGAUAGCACCCUGGCGUCAUGUGCGUGUUUUAUCCCUGGUUCCAAUAGGGUAAAAACCCAGUUUAGGGAUAAGUUUAGAAUUCAGGUUAGGUUUAGGGAAGUAUUUAGGGUUCAUGUUAGGUUUAGGGAUACAUUUAGCACAUAAUGUGCGGGUCACGGCAACUAAGAUGGCGGCCACGGUGCUAUCUCUCCAAAUUUACCAAAACAAGUUAGGCUUACAUAAGUGACAUAAUACCAAUUUACAUAAGUGACAUAAUACCAAAAAGAAAUCGGGAAAUGUGUGUGUUGGGGGGGUGGGGGGAACGACUUUCCCCUUCUGAAACAAUAAAACAAAAAAACUAUAACAAAAUUUUAAAUCUCCCUUAACAAUGUUACAGUGCAGCAUGUUGAGAAUAAACCCUCUUAUUUGCAGGUAAUUCUUUAAAUCGUAAAUUUCAAGACGGUCAAAUUUCCACAGUACAAUGUAACUGUAUUUCUUUGUUCACCUGUUAACUGUUGCUGUAAUAAUUGUACAGAGACAGCUUAUUUUCAUUCUUUCCAUUUUAUUUUUCUUAGUCCCUUGUAAUUUUUACAUAUUCAGAUUAUCCCAACAUAAAAAAAAAAAGAUGUCAAUAAAAUCACCACAGUUACAAAAAAGCAUUUUUAAAAAUCCAACAGAAACGUCUAUUUUUGCUUGGCAAAGUCCAUCAAAUUUCUCAGAACUCCACUAUCUAGACCAACCAUAAUAGCUGGAUAAUCUUUUGGGCCAAGUGACUGUAACAAUCAGUCUAUACAUUGAAUAGUAUGUUUAUAUUUAUCUUUGUUUUUCUUCAGAUCUCUUGCACGCUCACAAUGCAUAUUGAGACAGACAUCUUUAACUGCAUUGCGGAGGUGAGUCAUUCUAUGACCAGCAUUUUCAGAAUAUAAAUAGUGUUUUACAUUUAGUCCUUAAAAUCGUUUGUUGAUACAUAAAUGUAAAACUAUUUAGUAAAAAUAAAGAAUUCUAUAAUGUAUUUGUUUGUUCCAAUGUUGUUGUCUUUAGGUCCAACAAAACAACCAGUGCAUAUGAAGAAAUGGGAACUUAUUGGGCUAGAAACAGAAAGCUGAAUCGCCCACUGUCACCUUUUCUUACAGUCUACAAGUAAGUUAUCGGGUGGCAAAAUAAAAAUUAAACUAAAUAUUAAAGUUAUUUUUAUUACAAGAUUUAGUGUUGUUGAUUUGCAAGCUCCAAUUUAGUUGCACUUAUACUUGAUAAUAUAGGAGCGGAUCUGCUUAGUUUAGGUUUAAUUACCUUAAGCUUAAUUUUAUUUGCUGUACUUUUUAGUAAAUAAUUAAAUACUCUCUAGUCUCAGAAACUCAUGUGAUCUAUCUCCAUUUUGAUAUACCUUUCUUCAUACAGGCCCCAUCUUGCCAUGAUGACCUCACUGACCCACAGAGUUACUGGUGUGGUUAUGCAAGUUGGUAAGUCAGUUCAAUCUAAGUUUGGGCAGAGACAAAGAUCUUGCUUAGUAAUAGUGUUUACAUCAAUUUCAGUUAUGUGUUUGUCAAAUCCAGGUACUUCAGCGUAUCUUGUGUGAUAUCUGAUAACAUUGUAUUUCUUCAAACUAUGACUCCGUUAUGAACACAAAAUUGUUUGCACUGUAAUUACCUUAAAUAAUAUUUAACUGGGAUGUAUGGGGAUGAAAGUCGACAUUAAAGGCUUUCUGGAUAUUAAAACUAACUGAGAAAACUUAUGACAUACUAACUGUCAUACAAUUUUUGAAAAUAACAACUGAGAUCAAGUCCAAAAGAUUUGAUUCUGAGCAUCAAAGUUUUGUGGCAUUGUUUUUUUUUUCAGUGUGCUCACCAAAGAUCUUUCGUCAUUAAUAAAACUCAGUGUAGAUCUCUUUUUCCUGUAUUACUUAAAAUUCAGUUCUUUUGGUUAACUUAAUAUAAUAAAUAUUUUCAGUUAUCUGUGGCACCUCUAUCUUACUGCUUUGUCUGCCUGGAGACUACAAAACCAACCUUGAAUACAUCCGUAACCUAAGCCUUGGUCCUGCCAUCAUAUAUGGUCUCAAGUAUAUCUUUGCCUUCCCAGUGACAUAUCAUUUCCUCAAUGGGAUCAGGCAUUUGGUAAGUUGAUUUUUUGUUGUUGUAAGUUUAAUUUUACAUUUUUUCCCCCUAAUCUGAAAUAGAUUUGCAUUUUGUGGAUCGCACAUUUUUUUGUGGAUACACUUGAAACUUUUGUUUAGUCGGUUGAGCCUUCUUCAUGCUUCCCUGAAAGGUCGUCAUAGUUGAUGACACAGAGUUACAGCACCAGUAUGCUGGGUCGAGGGAAAGGGGAAUUGGGGUGUUGAUUGAUGGGGAUAUAAGGAAAGGUGAUUAGUUUUAUCCCUGGAUAUAGAGCUAAGUCCCCAUGCCUGGGAUUUUGUAAGCAUUCGUUGUUAUUAAACUUCUUCUUUUGUGCAAAAUUUACAGAUAAAAAUUUUUAUCAUACUAAAAAAGUAGACAAUUUUAAAAGUUUAACAAAAACUUAGUCCAUGUGAAGCUAAUGAUAGUUGUUUUAAUCUCAACAGGCUUGGGAUGCCGGUCUGGGCUUCGGCCUGAAGACACUCUACAAGUCUGCAUACUUUGUCAUGGCCCUCACAGCUGUCGUAUCUACGUUUUUCGUAUUUGGCAUCAAGCCAUCUGUCUUGUAAAUGUGGCCAGGCGGGAAAGUGAUUUCAGUAGUCUGCACUGGGAUAUACUCAUGCCAAAUGUUGAUGAUGAAUGGCGGUUUCGUUCCAUAAGUUGUGUUAAAUCAGGUCAAGCAUGAACUUGCAAUGUAUGAAGUUGAAGGGUUUUGUGAAUCUCAAGAAAGCAAGCUCCUUUUUAAAUUAACUAUGUUAAAAGUCUGACUGUCGAAGACUUAUACUAGUUGGUUUCUGAUGCAGCUUUUUCAACUUCAGUUGUUGUGUUAAUAUUUGAAAAUUGCCUGAUCAUUUUUUUUGCUGCAUUCUUAAUCAAGGGCUGUAGAACUCACAAAAAUGGUAGGAAAUUGAUGUUUUUUAAAUUAUUGUUAAUAGUUAAUGUGAUAUUGUAAGGGGGAAAAAAAAUGUAGCGCUUUUUAUAUUCCUGAUUAACAAAAAAAUGUGGAUAUCUUUGUAGCAAUAAACAUAUGUAUCACACUUGAGUGCAUGUCAUGUUUGAAAUGUGUUACAUAUUUUUUUUUCUGAUGAAAAGCAAAUAAUUUUUGAAAAACAAACUAAAUUUCCAUUGAAGAUAAUAGUGGUUACAGAAUGAAAUAUUGUUAAACAAUGCUGAAGUGUGGCUCUUGAUUGUAGAUUGCAAAUAUCAUUUCUAUGUGAAGCUUAUUUAAUUACAGUUGUUUUUGUUGUUUGUUUUGAAUUGUGUAGUGUUUAUAACAUGUUAAGUAACUACACACCGUGAUAGAGCAAGAUUUCUUGUUUGUCAUAUAAAGUAAGUAAAAUAAAAAGUUCUUUUUAAGAAAAAGUCUUGUUACUUUUACUAGAUAUCUGUGCGAUAUUCUCAAUACCAAUAUUUUUUUUAGAUAAAAUUCUUAUGUAAAUGAACUAACUAGUACUAUGCUCAAAGAAUAGUCUUAUUAUCUAAAUAUUUAGUUAAUGUGAGUCGUUAGAUUUAAUUGAACCAAAAGAAAUAUUUAUUUUUCCCUAACAAAACAAAGUUAUAUAUUAACAGUCACAGUAACCUCAUAGUUUGAGGGGUCAGAGUGACUUUACAGUUUGAGGGGUCAGAGGGACCUUCUAAUUUAAAAUAAAGUUCCCUUUAUACCACCUUUUAUUUUUUUUAAAAUAACCUUGUAUAAAUUUGUUUUUGGCUUGGAUUUAUUUUAAAUAAAACAAUUCUCUUGCUGUGUUAAAAUUUUGGAGUCAUGAGAAAAUAAUCUGUAUUUUUCAUUAGGCGCA
Molecule: messenger RNA, 5575 nt
Organism: Lymnaea stagnalis (great pond snail)
Lineage: Eukaryota; Metazoa; Mollusca; Gastropoda; Lymnaeidae
Source: the annotation of a GenBank genome assembly